CGCGCCCGAUCAGCUGGGCGCGCGCCCUCGGGUCACGUGGUGCGCGUGUCGAAGGUCACGGCGCGCUCACAAUGGAGCUCUCGGAGUCUGUGCAGAGAGGCAUCCAGACGCUGGCGGAUCCUGGUUCCUUUGACUCCAACGCCUUCGCGCUUCUCCUCCGGGCGGCUUUCCAGAGCCUGCUGGACGCCCGGGCGGACGAGGCCGCGCUAGAUCACCCAGGCUUGAAACAUAUCGACCCAGUGGUUUUAAAGCACUGUCAUGCAGCAGCUGCAGCUUACAUACUGGAGGCAGGAAAGCACCAAGUUGACCAGUCUGCUCUGAGCGCAUACUUAGAAGACUGCAAAUUUGACCGUGAGCGAAUAGAACUGUUUUGUGUGGAGUAUCAGAAUAAAAAGAAUUCUCUAGAAAUCCUACUGGGAAGUAUAGGCAGAUCUCUCCCUCAUGUAACCGAUGUUUCUUGGCGCUUGGAGUAUCAGAUAAAGACCAAUCAACUUCAUAAGAUGUACCGACCUGGAUAUUUGGUGACCUUAAGUGUAGAGAAUAGUGAUUCCCAAUCCUACCCAGAGAUAAAUUUUAGUUGCAACAUGGAACAGUUACAGGACUUGGUGGGGAAACUUAAGGAUGCUUCAAAAAGCCUGGAAAGAGCAACUCAGUUGUAAUUUGGGGAGACUGAUGACCCCAGGAACCUAGAGGAAAACCAGACGCGCUUUGUCUCCUGCAGGACCAUCGUUCGUGCGAGCUGGAUGUCUUUUUCAGUAGAAGAGCUAGCUCCCUUUUGAAGUUAUGCCAACCAUCAAUUUUGACACUUUUUUACACGUGAAAUGUUAAGAGGGAAACUCUUAAGCAUUUGAAUUUUCAGUAUUAAUCUUGCAUUCCUUCUAUCUUGAGCGUUUUCAAGCCCUAUCAAAGUAUCGUACUCUGAAUAAAAAAGGUGGUAUUCCCACAAGAAAGGCG
Messenger RNA from Mastomys coucha (southern multimammate mouse), 954 nucleotides. RefSeq names its product COMM domain containing 3 (gene Commd3). The coding region runs from base 72 to 659 and encodes 195 amino acids. The record is from RefSeq and is a predicted model, not a curated record. NCBI's taxonomy places the organism in Eukaryota, Metazoa, Chordata, Mammalia, Rodentia, Muridae. Gene Ontology annotation, biological process: sodium ion transport. The transcript is spliced from 8 exons.